UGAAAUUGACACAGAGAGACAGAGAGAAGAGCCCAGUGCAGAGCCACACAGAGAAGCGAGGCAGCUGUAGAGCCGCUCCACUCCCCCAAUGCAUUAACAGCCCCGAUGCGCUGCUAAGCAGGGGCUUCGGGUUUUCUCCCCCCCCCCCCCAUCUCAACUUUGCCCGACUUUCUGCUUUUUUAAAAUUAUUAUUUUGGUGGUCGGGGGCUGGGGGUUCGCAGUUAGCAGGAUGCCAACCUCCGCUGCCAUCCUUCCGAUCGCACUGCUUAUGUGCUCAGUUCGGGCACCGACAGCGGAUGCUGAAGGGAGAAUACCCUCGUGUAGGACUGGAUUUUCUGAAGAUGUGUAUGCCGCGUUUAUUUCAAGGAGUGUUUUAGAAGGCCAGAGUUUUCUUAAAGUGCAAUUUGAUGACUGUGCUGGGAAUCGGGGAAUUCAUUUCGAAAGCAGUGACCCUGACUUCAAAGUGGGGACAGAUGGCACCUUGUAUGCAGCCCACUCAAUGCAGAUCCCCUCAAAGCAAGUAAAGUUUGCAGUGACCGCACAGGAUGCCAGGGCCCAGGACAAAUGGGAAACAGUGGUCAAGCUUCUUGUAGAAGCACAGGGAAAUUCGAUGCACAAUGUACAAAAGAAUGGAAGGAAAAAUAUGCCUCCUGAGUCUGAACAGCAUCUUGAUGAUACGCUGUUUCCAUGGCGCCAACAGCAGAGCUCUAAUGGGCUGAAACGACAGAAGAGAGAUUGGGUCAUUCCUCCAAUUAAUGUGCCAGAAAAUUCCAGAGGGCCCUUCCCCCUCCAACUGGUUCGGAUUCGGUCAGAUAAAGACCGGGAGAUCCAGAUCCGGUACAGUAUCACUGGGCCUGGAGCCGAUCAGCCACCCAUGGAGGUUUUUAGUAUUGAUCAAGUUGCUGGUAAAAUGCAUGUAACGAGACCGUUGGAUCGUGAGGAUAUUGCAUCUUUUCACCUGAGAGCACAUGCAGUUGACAUGAAUGGGAACAAGGUGGAAAACCCAAUUGACCUUUACAUCAAUGUUAUUGAUAUGAACGAUAACAGACCAGAGUUUGUGAACCAUGUGUACAAUGGAAGUGUGGCUGAAGGAUCAAAACCAGGUUCGUAUGUCAUGACAGUAACUGCCAAUGAUGCUGAUGACCCAACUACAGCCAAUGGUAUGGUGAGAUAUCGAAUCUUGUCCCAGUCUCCCAUCAGCCCAUCACCAAAUAUGUUCACCAUCAACAGUGAGAAUGGAGAUAUUGUUACCGUAGCUGCUGGACUUGACCGAGAGAAAGUUGCACGAUACACAAUCAUCAUUCAAGCCACUGAUAUGGACGGGAACCUGAACUAUGGUCUCUCCAAUACAGCAACUGCACUUAUUAUUGUGACCGAUGUGAAUGACAAUGCUCCAGAAUUUACUACUGCCACAUUUUAUGGAGAAGUUCAAGAGAAUAAAAUAGAUGCAGUUGUUGCUAAUUUGACAGUCACUGAUCGAGACCAGCCACACACUUCAAACUGGAACGCAGUGUACCGGAUUGUCAGUGGAGACCCUGCUGGCCAUUUCAUUGUUAAAACUGAUCCUGUCACCAAUGAUGGCAUCGUUACAGUGAUAAAGCCAGUGGAUUAUGAAAUUAACAGGGCCUUUGUGCUGACAGUGGUGGUAAUGAAUCAAGCACCUCUAGCAGCUGGAAUUCAGUCUUCACUCCAUUCCACAGCAACAGUUGCUAUCUCUGUCACAGAUGUCAAUGAAGCUCCAUUUUUCAUUCCAAAUCCCAAACUGAUCAGGCAAGAGGAAGAGAUGCCUGUAGGCACGCUGCUGACAACAUUUGCAGCUCAAGAUCCUGACCGCUUUAUGCAGCAAGCUGUACGAUAUUCUGAAUUAUCCGAUCCUGCAAACUGGCUGAACAUUAAUGCCACAACUGGUCAGAUCACAACCACAGCAGUCCUGGACAGAGAGUCGAUCUUUGUUAAAGAUAAUGUAUAUGAAGCAAUGUUCCUGGCAGCUGACAAUGGCAAUCCUGCAUCAAGUGGCACUGGUACCGUUCAGAUUUACCUCAUUGAUGUUAAUGAUAAUGCACCUGAGCUGAUUCCUAAGGAGGCCCAGAUUUGUGAAAAGCCUAAUCCAAAUGCAAUCAACAUCACAGCAGGCGAUGCUGAUAGAGAUCCAAAUACAGGUCCCUUUGUGUUUGAGCUGACAAAUAAGCCAUCCGGCGUCAAGAGAAACUGGACAAUCACCCGUUUAACUGGGGACUCUGCUCAGCUCAGUUUGAGGAUUGGUUUCUUGGUCGCUGGUGUAUAUGAUGUUCCAAUCAUAAUCACAGAUUCUGGUAAUCCUCCAUUAUCUAGCACCUCUGUUAUUAAAGUGAAAGUCUGUCCUUGUGAUGAACAUGGAGAUUGUACAGCUAUUGGUGCUAUUGCAGCUGCUGGAUUGGGCACGGGAGCCAUUAUUGCAAUUCUUAUAUGCAUCAUCAUUUUGUUAAUUCUUGUCCUGCUGUUUGUCGUGUGGAUGAAACGCAGAGAUAAGGAACGACAGACAAAGCAACUUCUGAUUGAUCCAGAGGAUGAUGUCAGAGACAAUAUUCUGAAAUAUGAUGAAGAAGGUGGCGGUGAAGAGGAUCAGGAUUAUGACUUGAGCCAGCUUCAGCAACCAGAUUCACUGGAUCCUGGAUUAGCAAAAGCUCCUGGGAUCAGGCGGGUUGAUGAGCGACCUAUUGGUGCUGAGCCACAGUAUCCGCUGCGACCAACCGUUCCUCAUCCUGGAGAUAUCGGAGACUUCAUUAACGAGGGCCUCAGAGCAGCGGAUAAUGACCCCACAGCCCCACCCUACGAUUCCCUCCUGGUUUUUGAUUAUGAAGGAAGUGGUUCAACUGCAGGUUCAGUCAGCUCCCUGAACUCAUCCAGCUCUGGUGACCAUGAUUAUGACUAUCUUAAUGACUGGGGACCUCGAUUCAAGAAGUUAGCAGACAUGUAUGGUGGUGGAGAAGAUGACUAACAGUAUAUUAGAAAUGAAGGAACUGUACAAAUAAAAGAGGCAUCUUUUUCAUUAAUAUUCCCUGCUGACCAUAAUAUUUUAGUGGUGUGUGUUAGUUUUUUUUUAUUUUAGAACAUGAGCUGUUAGCAUGAAUGCUUGUUGUCUUUUUAUGCAUAUUUUUGGUCAGUCAGCAGGAAUAUCGCUCAACUUUGCUUUACAACUAAAGAGGAAAGGCGCUCUUUAUUAACUUGAAUUUCUUAGUACAGAAGCACUGUUUUUAAAGUGCCUUUUUGGUACAUUUUAUCGGAUUCCCUCAAUCUCAGGAGCGAUUAAAAUUCAACCAUCUAUUGAUCCCUGGUCCAGUAUUGACCACGAAGAGAAAAUGAACAAAUCGGUUUGUUUCCACACUGGUGAAUGGACAAACUUUCCUUUUUUGCCUUUUAAACUAUUGGUGUGUAAGAUACAUUAAAAAAAACUGUAUAGAAACACAUGUAUUAACAGCCAUGUUUAAAACUGAGCAGUGGGUGGCUAAUCACAUUGUAUAUGUUGUAUAGAGCUUAACAUUGAAAUCUAAUUGUCAAGCAGUGUAAAAAAAAGACAGGAAAGAACAUUCUGAAGGAACUGGUUAGACUUCAUUAGCAUUAAGGCCAUUUCCUUUCAACUCUGAAGUAGAAUAGACAUCCGAUUAAAGUAACUUAAUUUUUUUUAAAGCAUUGUUGCCCACUUGAUUUCAUUCUGUAGAGUGUACAUAAUGUUACACAGCUUGAAGCAAACAUCAUCUAGUUAAUGUUAUAUGUAUAAUUGGAGCUUUCUUCUUUUCCUUUUUUUGCAUGUUUUUUUAAUAUUGAAAGCGUAGGUGCUCGCAUGGCUGUGGUUGUUUCAAACAACGAUUUCUUCUCGUGUUGGGUGUUCAUAUUUCAACACAAAUCAUUGCACAGUUAGAGGAAACUUUUUUUGUAAUGGUCAACAGCACAAAUAUUUUGUAUCGUUGUUUGUACCAUUUUGUACCAAAAAAAAGGGAAGGUAGUAAAAGUUUUGAAUGCGUGUUUCAAGUGCCACUGCAGUUAUGGUUAAACUGAGUAACAGCUUUGCAAAUUUAUUGUGUACCAGAGCUGAAUCGGUGCAUUUGCUCCUGGCCCCUCAGUGUUAUAAAUAAAGUUCCCCUUUUAAAACACUGCUUUGUUUUCAAUUCCUUUCGGUUUUUGCUAUUUUUGGAAAACAUUAAACACUAUGUUUACAGUGAUUAUUUAACUGAGUAUCUGGCCUUCUUUCAGUGAUUCAGAUACUACAAUGAUUCUGUCUAUUUUGUGUGCGUCAAAAAAACUGUAUUCUGCCUUUAAUAAUUUUGGACAACUGAAUUUUGAUCUGAAUUCUUCUUCAAAUAAAGGUUGUCAGGUAACAUUGUAGUUAUUGUUGUGCAGAAAAUGGCAUAACAUGGUAUUUCAGGCACAAUUAUUUUCUGUGAAAGCAGCCUGUUGUUCAUUUUACUUAUACCGAUAGCCAAAUUGAGAAGACUGACUGAGAUAAUGUAAAGUGUGUUAAAGUAGUUUCUAUUACAAUGAAACAGAAAAAUUCCAAGGGGAGAACUCACCAUCUAUGGUUAACUAAAAACAGUCGAAAAUAGUGUCAAACUUAAAAACUUACCUGCUAAGUUUUGUUAACUAAUGUUAAGAAUGUAAAAGACAGAAUGUAAAACAUCAAAGAAUGGCUAAAAGAAUAAAUCAGGGGAAAAAAAUUGGAGCCGAAGAGAAAGAAAGCUGAAAAUGUAAAACAUACGGUAAAAGUUUGAAGCAAUGUCAUUAAAAAGAAAGUUGUGUUGGUCCUGUAGACAUUAAAUAAGGACUUAGUGAAUGAAUUGAACAGAUAUUUUGUAUUGAUCUUCACCAUAAAGGAUAUCGGAAAUAUCCUAAAAAUAAAUAUAAGUCAAGAAAUGACACUGAGGGAGGAACUGAAGAAAAUUACAAUCACCAGGGAAGUAGUACUGAGCCACUUGUUGGACCUCUGAGGUGACAAGACCACUGGUCCUAAUGGACUUCAUCCUAGGAUAUAAAAAGGGAAUAGUUGAUAAGUUGGUUUAAAUUUUCAAAAUUCCCUAAAUUCAAGGAAUGUUCUAUUAGAUUGGGAAGUAGUGAAUGUGGAGGGGAAGGGUCAGAGAUAUCCCUGAAAAAUUUCUCAGAUUACAUCAGUCUGUAAAGUCCACAAGAAUGAAUAAGCAUCUAGAAACCAAAAAUGUAUAUGGCUCACCACACACAAACAUAGGACAGAAGUCAGACCCUGAUUGGAAAUACCAAAAUAUGUCAGAAGUUUAAAUGUGACUGGGAGAUUAGCUUAGCAUGUAUUUAUCUAUUCUAGUGGAAGAAUAGCUAGUCAAGGGGAAAAAUCAUUACAGUGGAAAACAGUUCUGAUGUUAGAAAUGACAAGGCUAAGAAAGGAAAAGAACAGAAGUAAAACCUUGCUAACCAACAAUCAUCUUGGACUGCUCCCCUGAGAAUUGAGCAUUUAUGUAAAGAACAGUGUAAGGUAUAUCUAAGUGUUUUUUCCAGUUGUGCUAAAAGUUUAAAAACAAGGCAAUGUUCUGUUUGGUGAUUUUACGGUAAAUGUUGGCUAUUAGGAAAGUGUUUAGUUAAUAGUGCAUUUAAUUUUUUAUUUGAGGAAAUAUCCUAAAAAUGCGAAAUCUUUGUUAACUGUAAGUUUGAAUGUCU
Molecule: messenger RNA, 5658 nt
Organism: Stegostoma tigrinum
Lineage: Eukaryota; Metazoa; Chordata; Chondrichthyes; Orectolobiformes; Stegostomatidae
Product: cadherin-4-like
Exons: 16
Coding region: 230-2977 (915 amino acids)
Biological process (GO): adherens junction organization; calcium-dependent cell-cell adhesion; multicellular organism development
Cellular component (GO): adherens junction; plasma membrane; catenin complex
Molecular function (GO): cadherin binding; calcium ion binding
Source: RefSeq, a predicted model, not a curated record